Molecule: messenger RNA, 1116 nt
Organism: Podospora anserina S mat+
Lineage: Eukaryota; Fungi; Ascomycota; Sordariomycetes; Sordariales; Podosporaceae
Exons: 3
Coding region: 1-1116 (371 amino acids)
Biological process (GO): L-histidine biosynthetic process
Cellular component (GO): cytoplasm
Molecular function (GO): ATP phosphoribosyltransferase activity
Source: RefSeq, a predicted model, not a curated record
AUGGAUUUGGUAAACAGCCUAGAAGGCCGUCUGCUCUUCGCAGUUCCUAAGAAAGGUCGUCUCCUCCAAGCAGCCCUCAACCUCCUCGAAGGCGCCGACAUCCAGUUCAAGCGCGAGAGCCGCCUCGACAUCGCCCUCGUCAAGAACCUCCCCAUCGCCCUCGUCUUCCUCCCCGCGGCCGACAUCCCCACCUUCGUCGGCGAGGGCCGCGUCGACCUCGGCAUCACGGGCUAUGACCAGGUCCAGGAGCACGACGCCGGCGUCCGCGCCAUCGCGCGCGCCCGCCGCAUGAGCAACGAGUGGUCCCCCAAGGACGAGAAGCCCCGGGGCUGCGACACCAUCCUCGACCUCGGGUUCGGCUCCUGCAAGCUCCAGAUACAGGUCCCGGCCAAGGGGGAGUACCAGACGGGCAAGGACCUGAUCGGGAAGAACAUCGGCACCAGCUUUGUCCACCUCGCGUCCGAGUACUUUGCCAGGUUGGAGCUCGAGCAGGAGGGCAUCAAGGUCGACAGCACGGCCAGCUAUGCCGGGAGGAAACUCAGGACGAAGAUUAUUGAGUUGAGCGGGAGUGUCGAGGCGGCGUGCGCGUUGGGUGUGGCGGAUGGUAUUGUUGAUCUUGUCGGUAUGCUUCUUUUCUCUCCCAUGUUUAUUCUUCCCCUUACUAACCCCAUCAAAAGAAUCCGGCGAAACAAUGAAAGCCGCCGGUCUCAAAGCCAUCGAAACCGUGGUCGAAACCUCGGCCAUCCUCAUCAAGUCAAAGGCCCCCUCCAACCCAGCCAUGGUCGACCUCAUCGCCGCCCGCAUCAACGGCGUCAUCACGGCCCAAAAGUACGUCCUCUGCCAGUACAACGUCCCCCGCGCCCAGCUCGUCGACGCGACAAAGGUCACCCCCGGCAAGCGCGCCCCCACCGUCACCUCCCUCGAGGAGGACGGCUGGGUCGCCGUCAGCGCUAUGGUCGAGAAGAAGCGGAUCGCGCCUGUUAUGGACGACCUCACCAAGGUUGGCGCGACGGAUAUUCUUGUUUUGGACAUUCACAACACCCGUGGGAGCUGAGUGUGACGAUGGAGGCAGAAAAAGGACUGUCAGAAAAGGGGGUCGGGGUUUGGGAUACUUAA